AUGCCCGAUUAUCUAGGUGGUAAUCCACCUCGACCAUCAACCGUUAUCCCCGGUCAAUGGAUUUUGGACCUUCCCUCUUCCGAUACACAUAUCCAUAUACGUCGCUAUAGACAAGCGGAAGAAGCAAAUCAAGCUGGACCAUCAGUCUUUCGAGAUGUUAUAUUGGACCCGACGGAGAAAGCUUGGCGGACGAUCAAUGAUAACUCAGUAGAAGAGGAUAUCCCUGUCGCUAGAAUUCUUGAAAGGCCUUGUGCUAUAAUUACAGCUGAAGCUGGCGAUACGAAGACACUAUGGUGUUUCUCCAUUGAAAAUGAACGAUCUGAGACUUUCGAAGCGCUUCAAGAAAUAUCACCUUCAUUACCACCACUUGCAAUAUCCCAGCUCAUCACUUGCUCAAAACAUGGACAUGAGAUUUCCUGCCUUGACAAUCAAGUUCCUGACUCGCUUUCUUGUAAUGUGUCACUGGAUACGUCGGAGGACACGAACAGAUAUCUGAACCUGUUUGCGAGUGCUGUCGUUGAGAAAUUAGCAUGGAAUAGGGGUAGCAGGAUAUCCUUGUACCCUAAUUUUGGUGUGCAACCUUCUUUGAGAACUACUAUACGCCCUCUUACCUCAGAGAAACUUCUACUCUCAAUCCGUUCUACAACCCUUCCGUCCACCACAAUCUCCAUCUCACCUACACCUCUGCUUCUUUCUCCUCUUGGUAUGCCAGCGUUCCUCAUAUCACCUUUUCACCCUACCUCAGCACAAGAGUCACAUCUCAUCUCGACUUUUGAGUCCGCUUUGGGUCAUGUAUGGAAGCAUGGGCAAUCGGAAGCUCGAAUUCAUUGUCAAUUAUCAGGCGAAACUUACAGUGAUUGGUCAAUACUUUGGGUUCCUAUUGUUGACCUUUCUUCAUCCAAAGGUAAAUUGACAUCUCGGCAAAUAGUAGAUAAAUGGCAGUCGUCCAAUGGAGUUCUGACCAUAUGGCCAACUCACCUUUCUCAUCCUUAUUUCAACAUCAACCUUCCUCACUAUACCAAACCAUUGAUAAAACCUCUUCAACCUGAAUCGGCACAAUUACUGGAUUUAUCAACUGGAUUAUUUGACUUCUUGUCGACUUACAAAGAGCCUGAGCCGGUUGAGGAGAUCGAAGAUGAAGAAAUAGAUGAAGAGGAUGUCAAUAUGGAUACUGAAUCUACAACUAUCACCGCUGAUCCAGAAAACGAAACUGUCAAUGGAAACGACUUCAAUGAUAUCGAAGAUGGCGGUACAUCGGAAAAGAGUGAUUUGGAUGAUCUGUUUUCUGAACAUUCAAACUCAAUUCCGAAUUCACCUCAUAUACAUAUACAUGCGGACAAAGUAGAUACUCCGAUUGAAGCAAUAUCGAUUCCAGAUGAAAAUGAUUCAGGUAAUGCUGAGAACCAAAUACGCUCUCGGAAUCCCACUAAUGGCAACAACGGCGUUGAGCCGAAAGAAGAAUUGGUUACUGAAGCUGAUUUCGCUUUUUUCGAUUCGCCAACAGAUGAAAUGACAAUAGCGGAGCCGGGAGAUACGCUAGAAGAACUCGAUAAAUUGCAGGAGAACACGACUGAGAGAGAGGAGAAGCAUAUGGAAAUCGAUAAUUACAAGGAUCUUCUACCACUUGCAAGUCUCGAAGAGGUGAGACCUCACCCCAUUGUAAUGGAUGAGAAUCAAGAUGCUAUUUUCACUGAAGAUCCCGGAUCUCCUCUUGCCUCAUCUCGACAUCCGCCCAAUCAACCAAUCCCCGACACCAAUCGUGACGAACAGCUGCAAGCCAGUACAUCGAUGCCCGAGCCUGCCCAUGAUCCCACUGCGCACCAGGACUUAGCUUUGUCACCGAUUCCUAACAUUAUACUUCCGCGUGUAAAGUCAAGCUCAUUUAGUACAGACCUGAUACCGCCUUCUUUUUCCCCGCUUGUACUUCUCCCCGUUUCCGAUUCUCCAUUCCCGUAUUCUCUUCCAAGUCCUGCCCCCACCCCUUCAAGUCUCAACUGGGACCUGGUAGAGCGACUUCAACCAACUAAAUGUACUAAUCUGACAUAUGCGGAUGACUGGAAAAUGGAAGAAGAAGUCUCCGAGAUUGAUGAAGAAGAAGAGUACACUGGCCCUCCGACACCUGAAUCGAGCUAUAUCUCCGAUGACGAAGACGUAGCCAAACCUGAAAUCAAGAUUUCUGAAGGACAUGAGAUUGACUUUGGAGGUACCAGGUGUAUAGGGGUUGAAUGGCUUUACCUCAUUUACGAGACUGAUAAAGUCAAAGAAUUAGCUAAGGAGUGGAAUCCGUCUUGGAACAGAGAUAAUAUGGUACUUCCUCCUACAGCAUCAGAAGACUGGGACAAGAGGGAUUUGCUGAAGGGAGUCGAUUUGACGACGUUUGUAAACGAGUUGAUCGGUAAUAGAGCUUUGAGAGAGAUCGGUCACUGGUCGGAAUUGGGCUAUAUACCUGGACGUGCGAGAAUCAGGUUGCCAUUGAUUGAAGGUGGCAUAGCACUGUCUGAUCUAAGUAAAGACAGCAAAAUACGUAAACUCCCUCAACCUCAAAUCUCUACCGGUUAUCACAAUUAUGUUGUCAACCUUUCGAUCCCUUCACUUCACUAUUGGUCAGAGCUAGGUCUUCAGCCUCAAGGCGGAAACAAGAAUGCAGAGGUAGUAAUCUACUGUGAAGACAAUCACGAAGCCAGGGAGAGGGCAAUGCAAGUGGUAUCGGGGAUAACACAAGUUUGGGAGCAAUUACGCCUCGGAAAACAUGAGCUGGCAGAUACUGGCGGUCAAAAUGCUGGUAUUAUAUCUUUGCCAGCUGAUCUUAAAUCACCUAUCAACCUACUGGAUCAUGCCCAAACUAACUCUGUCAUAUACAUUCUUCUCCCUUCCACGAACAUCGACUCUUGCAGAACAAUAUUCAGCACCACUUAUUCGCAACCUUCAUCCAGAAUUGUCCAUUCAAUUCCCCAGCACGCUUCGACCCAGUCACAUUUCCGAGAUAUUGCGUUCGAGGUGUAUAAUCGACUUCCUGAGGUUAUCAAAGAGAUAGCUCCAAGAUCGGUAUCCGAUCCAUACAAUCUGCAGAUGGCCUCUUCAUCUGACAAGACGGUCACUCGACAAGUGUUCACCCUGGCCAGAAACGAGAUUCCCCAACCUGAAUUUAGCAUGGCAUGGCCUCUUCGAUCAUAUGAUGUGAUGAAUAAUCAUCGCUCGGUCAUCUUGUCUUAUACCAUUCAUGAAGAUUUAGACUUGAUGAUCGCUUUUAUCGCUGAUGAUUUGGGUGAAUCGUCUACCACCAAAGUCUGGACAGGAACAAACGGAUCAUCGUGGAAUGAUAGAAUCAACAAAAUCAAGACGUGGAGUCAAAGAAUAGCUGAUGAAUGGUUUAUUGAGUGUAAAAUGAUUAUGAUCAGGGUAGGAACCAUUGAAGCUGAUGAACUGAAAUCUUGGAGAAAGGCUUUACAAGACUCACAAAUGCGAUUCACACUUCUUACAGUGGACAACUCAUACAAACAAGACGGCGAAGAUAACAUUCCUAGGCCAAGAGGCUUAGCUAACAUCCCAUCAUCGACGUUAAAUGAUCAUAAUUCAAGAUUAAUUGAUCUCUCCUUAUCGGCCCAUUUGACUACUUUGCCCUUGAUACGAAUACCGUUAGACCUAAAAUCAUCGAGUCAAAUAGGGACAGAAACGAUAUAUCCAAUAAAAUCAUUUAUGCUUUCCCAUCCAACAAAAGAUAGAUUCCAAUCUAAAUUAUAUCAUAUAUUACAGAUACACCAAUACAGUCAUCCGUCUAACAAGAAGGAGAAUGACAUUGAAGAUGAAGUAAGUAAAGUGAUAUAUAAUCUUGGUUGUUUGAUUCAAAGUAGAUGGGGAAUUAUUUCUGGUUUGGAAGGAAUAUUGGAUGUUGCGAUUAACGGAUUGAAUGCUUUGAGUAAAGGCAGUGAAGAUUGA
This is a messenger RNA of Kwoniella shivajii, 3936 nucleotides long. RefSeq lists its product as uncharacterized. Gene Ontology annotation, biological process: positive regulation of transcription by RNA polymerase II. The transcript is spliced from 7 exons. Gene Ontology annotation, cellular component: mediator complex. Bases 1 to 3936 code for a protein of 1311 amino acids. The record is from RefSeq and is a predicted model, not a curated record. Lineage: Eukaryota; Fungi; Basidiomycota; Tremellomycetes; Tremellales; Cryptococcaceae. Gene Ontology annotation, molecular function: transcription coactivator activity.